Messenger RNA from Phyllostomus hastatus (greater spear-nosed bat), 2088 nucleotides. RefSeq names its product ring finger protein 227 (gene RNF227). Gene Ontology annotation, molecular function: ubiquitin protein ligase activity. NCBI's taxonomy places the organism in Eukaryota, Metazoa, Chordata, Mammalia, Chiroptera, Phyllostomidae. Bases 75 to 650 code for a protein of 191 amino acids. The transcript is spliced from 2 exons. The record is from RefSeq and is a predicted model, not a curated record. Gene Ontology annotation, biological process: protein ubiquitination.
CGCAGGGACGGCCAGCUCGUUCUGCCCACAACAUCAGCCACAUUAGCGACAUCCUUGAGUCCGCGGCGUGCACCAUGCAGCUCCUGGUGAAGGUGCCAUCUCUUCCAGAGCUGGGAGAGAUGGACUGCAACAUCUGCUACCGGCCCUUCAACCUCCGGGGCCGCGCGCCCCGCCGCCUGCCCGGAACGGCGCGUGCCCGCUGCGGUCACACACUCUGCACAGCCUGCUUGCACGAGUUGGUGGCGCGCGGCGACCGCAGUGGGGCGGCAGCGCGCAUGGUGCGCUUGCGCCGCAUCGUCACAUGCCCCUUCUGCCGCGCGCCCACCCCACUCCCGCGCGGCGGGGUCACGGAGGUCGCUGUGGACCCAGACUUGUGGUCGCGGUUGGAGGGAAAAGCCCGUGCGGAACGUGAACCGGAUGAAGCAGGUAGCCCGGUAAGGGAAGGUGGCGAAGCCGACAGAGAGGCCGACGAUGAGGAAGAGGAGAGCGAGAAGGGGUCUAGGUCGAGGAACGCGGGGUGGCGCACUGUCCGGCGGCUCUUGGACAGGUUGAUGGCUCCCGCGCGCCGCUGGCGGCGCCCGCUGCCUAGCAACGUGCUAUACUGUCCGGAGAUCAAGGACUUUGCCCACAUGACCCGCUGCACACUGUAACUCCGGGACCCGGAAGCUAAGGCAGAAGGAAGGUGGGAUCUGCAUUCUCAGGGCCUACAAGUGGCUUAUGCCAAGGCUACACCCUCUCCCACCCAGGACUGGCACUGAUGAGGAAGUGGAGCUGAGGGCGGGAGGGAACGCCCUAGGAGGUGUUGAUGCUGAGCUGGGGAGGCUCCUAGACAGAUCUCCCCCAUCUGCUGGCUGUGCCAGUCUUACAUAUUCAGGAUGGAGUGGCCCAGGGAUGAUAAAAACAGUCUGCGUUCCCGUGGGAAGAAUACAGAUUGUUUCCUUAGCUGUGACUUGGCUUUUGUCCAGGGCAGCUCUGAUGUGUGGGAGCAACAAGUCCCAUUUUAGCAAUUUUGUGUCAACGGUUUGAAAAUUCCAGAAAGAUGGAGCAGGAGGAAAAGGCUGAUUUUCAGGUCAUGUUAAAUCUCACUUCUCUACAGGGUAAGAGAACUGAGAAAAAUAAGCCCUUUGGUUCCCCACCUCUCUCCCCACCUCGGCGCUGGUAUGCCUACUGUCUCCCCACUCCAAGUACUAUAUCCCUAAAAUUAUCAAGAUGCCACUGCCUUGCUUCAUUCCUUAAUCUCCCUUCAACUUGUUAGGGCAGGUAUCAGAAGGUCCAAAGAACAUUAAUCCAAGGCACCUAAUUAGGGCCUAUCAAGGAUAGAAGGGAGAGACACUUGGUAAAACCAUCCAAUUUUAAACUUUUGAUACUAUCUGUACUUUUAUAGUCAAAGGGAAACAGUCGCUACUGAAAAAAAGAUGCCCAUUUAAUUUUGUAUACAAUAGUUGGACUUCUAUUGUAUGCCAUGGAUUCUAUUUUUAAAAUCCCAUCAAUAUCUUAUACUAGGUCAGUGUAAGCUUAUUGGAAGUGCAAAAUCUCAGCAUUCCAUUUCCGACUUACUGAAUCAGAACCUGCAUUUUAACAAGAAUCCCAGGUAAUAUGAGCAUCUUAAUAUUUAAGCAUUGGUCCACAUCCUAGGUGCUCUAGGAUAUUACCAUCUAUGGGUUGAAUAUUUAGAACACAAAUGGUAUUUAAUAAGUUAUAUACUAUUUUAUUGGUUUUUAAGUGACAUCUUCUGUUGAAGUAAUCUUAAAUUCUUCAUGCACAUAGUUGCAUUUUCCUUUGAAUUAAAAAUGUGAACUUAAGUAUAAGCCCCAACUUUUGUAACUAUAUUUUGGCUUUUUUUCUAAGUCUGAGCUUAAAUGUUCCCUCUCUUGGGAGGCCUUUCUCAGUAUUCACCUCGGUGUUGCCCCUUCCCUCACCCUCUAUAGCAUGCCUUGUUUUAUGGUCACUGCUUUUAUAUUUGUUGGCGCCCCCGCCCCCUAGAGUGUAAGUUUUGUGAGAGCAAUGACUGCCUCGUGAGUAUUGCAUCUCCAGGCUAACAACAGUGUUAAUGUAUAGUGUGUAUUCAAUAAAUGUUUGUUGGAUUUA